This is a messenger RNA of Austrofundulus limnaeus, 4201 nucleotides long. RefSeq names its product signal peptide peptidase 3 (gene sppl3). Gene Ontology annotation, biological process: membrane protein proteolysis. Lineage: Eukaryota; Metazoa; Chordata; Actinopteri; Cyprinodontiformes; Rivulidae. Gene Ontology annotation, molecular function: aspartic endopeptidase activity, intramembrane cleaving. Gene Ontology annotation, cellular component: lumenal side of endoplasmic reticulum membrane; cytoplasmic side of endoplasmic reticulum membrane; Golgi-associated vesicle membrane. The coding region runs from base 599 to 1750 and encodes 383 amino acids. The record is from RefSeq and is a predicted model, not a curated record. The transcript has 11 exons.
CGGGCUUCAGUAGGCGGUGUGAGCUCGGCGGGCUGCAUUGCUGUCGGUUUAAAAACGAAAUAAUUGCGAUGUUUUCGGUGCAUGACAGCGUUCAGUGCGCGUCCUCCGUGUAAACCUACGGCACGGUGCUUUUGCGCGUUCACGAGGGCUCGCUUUAGAAAACAAAGCUGAGCGUCUUCCAUAUCAGCCAGAGGCGCAGACGUGAGGAAUUUCCGAAUUUACUCUGGAUAACUCGGACAAAAUAUGGAUUUACAGUGGGUGUAGCAUCGUUGCGGACCGAGCCUUCUCGGCUGGGGUGACGGCGGAACAUCUGUGAAAGCAACGACAAAAUAACAUCUCUGUUUUUUUUUUUCUCGGGGUGCUUUGUCUUGUCCACCUAACGAUAGCAAACCAUCAUUCUCUCAUUUUCAAUCGGCAAGAAAUUCAGCUAGUGAUAACUAGCUGCUCGCGGAAUGUAUCAUCAUGUUGCCACCUAAAAGGGACUGCUAGGACGGAAGACUGCGAAGGAAAAGCAGAAAUCCUUUCCCAGGUCCCAACGGGUUGACACCGGGACCUGAAUCUGUUAGCCAAAGCCGCGGAACCCACUGUUUUCGGCGAUAUGGCGGAGCAAGGCUACACCUCUUGGGCUUACUCCCUUGUUGACUCCAGCCAGGUGUCCACCUUCCUGAUCUCCAUCCUUCUCAUCGUCUACGGCAGUUUCAGGUCAUUAAACAUGGAUUGUGAAAAUCAGGAGAAGGAUAAAGAUGGUAACCCUUCGACAACAGGGUCUUUUAAUAACAGCAACACAAACAACAGUAUUCAAACUAUAGACUCGACGCAGGCCCUGUUUUUGCCAAUAGGAGCCUCUGUGUCUCUGCUAGUCAUGUUCUUCUUCUUUGACUCGGUACAGGUGGUUUUCACUAUCUGCACUGCAGUUCUUGCUACAAUUGCAUUUGCAUUCCUGUUGUUGCCAAUGUGCCAGUAUCUGACCAGACCCUGCUCCCCGCAGAACAAGAUUUCAUUUGGCUGCUGUGGACGUUUCACUCUGGCUGAACUCCUGUCGUUCUCCCUGUCCGUCAUGUUGGUUCUCAUCUGGGUGCUGACUGGACACUGGCUCCUCAUGGACGCUUUAGCCAUGGGCUUAUGUGUGGCCAUGAUAGCUUUUGUCCGACUCCCCAGUCUGAAGGUUUCCUGCCUGCUGCUGUCAGGACUGCUCAUUUAUGAUGUCUUCUGGGUGUUUUUCUCAGCGUACAUCUUCAAUAGUAAUGUGAUGGUGAAAGUCGCCACCCAGCCUGCUGAAAAUCCCAUCGACGUUCUUUCCAGGAAGCUCCACUUGGGACCAGGAAUGGGUCGGGACGUCCCCCGACUCUCCUUACCUGGCAAACUGGUUUUUCCAAGUUCCACAGGAAGUCACUUCUCCAUGCUGGGAAUAGGAGACAUCGUGAUGCCGGGGCUGCUGUUAUGCUUCGUCCUGCGUUAUGAUAACUACAAGAAGCAAGCGACCGGGGAAGUCCCAGGACCGGGCAACAUGUCCGGACGCAUGCAGCGCGUAUCCUAUUUCCACUGCACCCUCAUCGGAUACUUUGUGGGUCUGCUGACUGCCACUGUGGCCUCUCGGAUUCAUCGUGCUGCUCAGCCUGCUCUGCUUUACUUGGUUCCCUUCACCCUGCUGCCUCUGCUCACUAUGGCCUACCUGAAGGGGGAUUUGCGGCGCAUGUGGUCCGAGCCUUUCCACGCCAAGACCAGCAGCUCUCGCUUCCUGGAGGUAUGAUGUAGCCACGGCGGAUGAAGAACCAGCGUGGGGAAGACUGCUGAUCUUUUCCCUUUUGUCCGGGGCGGGGUGGGGGGCAAGAGGAGGAAGGAGAGAGGGCGCACGCUCACAGUGAGGCCAUGUCGUCGUCACAUCUUCAUGCUUUCCACCAAUCUGUGAAACCCCCUCCGAAAGGACACUGUGUGGAUCACAACGCCCCGUCCCCCCACCACCACCACUACGACUCAUUUAUGGUCCUGACAUCCUGCCUGUUUCAUCUCCGCUUCCUUCUUUGCUGUUUAUUUCCUCUACAUUACAGCACAUCCUGUCUGUGCUGCUUUUGUUUUGCCUCCCUCCAACUUUUUCUCCCUUUUCCCCCCAUUUUUGUAGUUCGUCUCAUCGACUGCCUCCCGCUCACACGGAUUGUCUCAUCUGUCUGGCCUCUUCGUUCUGUUUUUUUUCCUCUCCUGAUUCUUUUCUGUGUAUCUUUGAUGAACUAAAGGACCAGGCCUCCUCCCCGCCGCACAUCUCCCUCCCUACUCCCUCCUUUUUUUUGUGAACUUACAGUUGUGAGACUUGGCUGGGGUUUCUAUGUAUUUUUUAGAAUUGUCGUGGUCAUUAUAAAUAAUGUUAUUAAAACGGACAAACUCAGAACAGAUGAGGAGGAGCCGAAGUGUCGCAGCGGCACGGAGCGGUGCCCGGGAGCAGCGACGCUGCUCAGGAGAACGAGACUCUUUUUUUCUCUCUCUCUCUCUCCUUCCAUCUCAAUCUUUGUCCCCCCAGUUUCCUUCCUGUGUUACAUCAUUCCUCCACGAUGACCGCCCCCCAACCCAUCUCCCUCCAGGUGCUCCUGCCCACCCUCCUCCUCCGAUCAUCUGCUGACCCUCCUCCCCCAGCCCCACAGAUAACUAUGUAUUUUAUUUAGAAAAGUUUUAUUCUUGGCAUAUAAAGAAAUGAUGCAUUAAAAAUUGUUAAGCUGCCUCCCCUCCUGCAUCCCGUCGGAGGGGUCGCUUUUAUUUGUAUAUAUGUGUACACAUGUAUUUGCGGUAUCUUUUGAGUUUGUGUUUGUGUUUUGGACGCAUGUUGAACAGGGUGGGAAACUGACGUCGGCCAGCAGCUGGAUUUUUACUACGUUUUGGUCGCAUCCGACGAGGAGCAGAAUCCGGUCUUCACACUUAAGCAGCUUGUGUAAUAGAAUCAUGGCAUACGUUUUCCUUUCCUUUUUUCAAAAAAUAAAAAACAACGGGUGCUGCUAGAUGGCAGUUUUCCACCCUCUUGUUGAAGCGUGUGUGUGUGUGUGUGUUUGUGUGUGUGAAUGAGCAGAACACAUAACAAACGGUUGUUUUACUCGGUUUUAAUUUGCAAUCAUGUUUAAAACAGUGACAAUAGUCAGGUUUGCGUUGAGCUGUGUGUCGGAUCAAAGGGUGUCAAAGUCAUGAAACACUUUGUCUUCUUGUAUAUAAAAAGAAAUUGUAGAAAACUCCAGAGGUCAUUUUUCUUUUUAGUUUUUUUUUUUUUUUCUGCAGAAGAACUUUGUUUUUACUGCAGCAGAAAUGUAAACAGUGUUUCCUCUUCUUUUUUUUCCUCUUCCAAAUAAAUGAAUGUUAAAUAAGUUUUCCAGUUUGCUACUUUUACUUUAAAGCUACAUCAUUCGCCAUUCUGUUAAAUUCUAAAUUUAAAUCCAUUCAUGUGAAAACAUUAAGAAGGCAACUCAGAUUUUCCAGGUAACCAAAUGUUCUCACCGUGUUUUUGUCAGCAGAUUUUAUAAAUGUCAGUCGAUGAAAACCUGACUGUUGUGAUUCUAAAGCUGAAGCUUGUUGAUGCAUCUGGUAGGAAGACGGAAUGUUGAAAACUCAGAUUAUGUAUUUAAAAAUGAAUAAAUCUAACCUGAGAUGUCUAUUUUAUACCAAACGUUAUUUUUUAUUUUUGUUAAUAGCCGAUGCAAACUGGAAACAUGAUGGUUGGAAAUGGGAAGAAACGUCAUUAACUCUGUUGCUGUUUUUUAUUUUUUAUAUAUUUUCUGGCCGUGCAUGAUGAGUGUACAGGUGUAUCAUUAUGCCCAGAUUGCAUUAACAGGGCUACUGCCGUUCUGAGCUCUGCAGGCCGACACCGAAGCACCGGACCUCAGCCUGCAGCUUCAUGGACUUCCUCUGACCUGAAGACUGGAUCCUGCUGAGUUUUGGAAUCUACAGACCCCCUUUCACCACUUCAUGGACGUGGCAAGAAAGCAUAUAGAUUUAUACGCAUAUGUGUGCGUGUGUGUGUGUGUAUACAUAUAUAAACAACAGAUGAUCAUGCUGAUAAAGUUUUUUAUAGAGUUUUUUUUAGCCUCUUUGUAUUUUUUUCUUUAAAAUGUAAGUUCUGUUUUUCUCCCCUUCAGCAAAGGACUUGAACUGUUUGAUAUUCUGAAUGAACUCUGUAUAGAAGAAAGGUGAAUACAAAAUAAAUAAAUUAAAAACUGUGUUAGUGAAA